Pungitius pungitius (ninespine stickleback) is the source of this 3158-nucleotide messenger RNA. It is a transcript of the gene mapk10, whose product is annotated as mitogen-activated protein kinase 10. Gene Ontology annotation, biological process: JNK cascade; protein phosphorylation. Gene Ontology annotation, molecular function: ATP binding; JUN kinase activity. The record is from RefSeq and is a predicted model, not a curated record. The coding region runs from base 504 to 1811 and encodes 435 amino acids. The transcript is spliced from 14 exons. Lineage: Eukaryota; Metazoa; Chordata; Actinopteri; Perciformes; Gasterosteidae. Gene Ontology annotation, cellular component: nucleus; cytoplasm.
CCCUCCUCCCUCCCCUCCGCCGUAGAGCCACAAUGGUACAGCCAGCAUCUUGCAGCACAAUGGUUGCAAGGUGGUGAGUGAUUCAGCAUCAGCCAACCUCUGCGCUUCGUUUCCUUUUCCCUCGUCGUCUUUUUUGUUGUUGUUGUUGUUGUUGUUGUUGUGGCUCUCUCUCUUCUUCUUCUUCUUCCUUCGCCGCUCGCCAUCUCCAUGAACGCGUAUAAAGUCAGCCUCCCGCAGCCAUGAUCGCCGCAAUGUUCCUCGUCGGGAUAUUUUGAAAGAAGAAGAAGAAGAAGGAGAAGAAGAAGAAAUAGAGGAACCGUCCGCGGACUGGGAUCGUCAUCAGCUGGCACGGAAUGGUAUUUAUGAGCAGACAUUUCUUAUAUAACUGCAGCCAACCGAUCCUGGAUGUGAAGAUAGCCUUUUGUCAGGUGUGUGUUCCUUACAGGUAAAAAAAGGGUUUUGGAAAACAAGUGGAUGUGUCAUAUAUCGCCAAACAUUACAACAUGAGUAAAAGCAAAGUGGACAACCAGUUCUACAGCGUGGAAGUGGGAGACUCCACUUUCACAGUUUUAAAACGGUACCAGAAUUUAAAGCCCAUCGGCUCCGGGGCUCAGGGAAUCGUCUGUGCUGGUUAUGAUGCUGUCCUGGACAGAAAUGUAGCUAUCAAGAAGCUGAGCAGACCCUUCCAGAACCAGACCCAUGCCAAGAGGGCGUACCGGGAGUUGGUGCUCAUGAAAUGUGUCAAUCACAAAAACAUUAUCAGUUUAUUAAAUGUCUUCACCCCACAAAAAUCAUUAGAGGACUUCCAGGAUGUGUACCUAGUGAUGGAGCUGAUGGAUGCCAACUUGUGCCAGGUGAUUCAGAUGGAGCUGGACCACGAGAGAAUGUCCUACCUGCUCUACCAGAUGCUGUGUGGUAUCAAACAUCUGCACUCGGCCGGCAUUAUUCACCGGGACCUCAAACCAAGCAAUAUAGUGGUGAAGUCCGACUGCACCCUGAAGAUCCUGGACUUUGGUCUGGCCAGGACCGCAGGCACCAGCUUCAUGAUGACCCCUUACGUGGUGACUAGGUACUACAGAGCCCCGGAGGUCAUCCUCGGCAUGGGGUACAAAGAGAAUGUGGAUUUAUGGUCGGUGGGGUGCAUUAUGGGAGAAAUGGUGCGCCACAAAAUCCUCUUCCCCGGGCGUGACUACAUCGACCAGUGGAACAAGGUGAUUGAGCAGCUCGGCACGCCCUCUCCAGACUUCAUGAAGAAGCUUCAGCCCACAGUGAGGAACUACGUGGAGAACCGGCCAAAGUACGCGGGUCUCACCUUCCCCAAGCUCUUCCCCGACUGCCUUUUCCCUGCCGACUCUGAGCACAACAAACUCAAAGCCAGCCAGGCCAGAGACCUGCUGUCUAAGAUGCUGAUCAUCGACCCGGCCAAGCGGAUAUCGGUGGACGACGCCUUGCAGCACCCCUACAUCAACGUGUGGUACGAUCCCGCUGAGGUGGAGGCGGCCCGAGAUCUCAUCCAAAUAUCCAUGCCUCCACCUCAGAUCUACGACAAGCAACUGGAUGAAAGAGAACACUCCAUUGACGAAUGGAAAGAACUCAUUUACAAAGAGGUGAUGAACUUUGAGGAGAGAACGAAGAAUGGCGUAGUGAAGGGACAGCCUUCACCUUCAGGUGCAGCCGUGAACAGCAGCGAGAGCCUCCCUCCCUCCCCCUCCAUCAACGAUAUCUCCUCCAUGUCAACCGACCAGACCCUGGCCUCAGACACCGACAGCAGCCUGGAGACCUCCGCGGGGCCCCUCGGGUGCUGCAGGUGACUAGCAGCCUGCCUGCGCAACCCCGUGUUCUUCCGGAGGUGAAGAACCCAACCGAACCGGAACCGACUGAACACACACACACACACGUGAAAAACAACCACAAAAAAAAAAGAGUUAUGAUCAAAACGAUUAUAUAAUGAGAACAAAAACACAGAAUCUGAACUGAUGAAAUCUGAAGCCUGUGCAUUGUCAUUCAUAAACGGCAGUGGUAUUUAAACUGAACUAAAUGAGAUAUAUGUUAAUGAUUCUCUAGUUGCUUUUGCUUAUAUUUACCCCACAUAUCUUGUGUGUAUGGCAUACAUAACAAAACGACCAAAUGCUUCAACUUGCAUCUCCUGUGAAGUGAAUACUGACCCACGGCUGCUUCCCCCCCGAAAUUCCUCACAAACCGCAUUUAAAGCUCCGACCAUUGUGCGGCGAGGUGGGUCGGCCAUUUUGCCCCCCGCCACUCCUGCACAAUUACGUUCUCCCCUUUCCCUGUCGAACCCUCAUGUAUAGACUCUGACCCCCCCACGUGAGAUCGCCCCGAUUGGUGUGUUUUUGUGUGGUUAUUCUGCAGGGAAGUGUAGUCGCCCCCCCCCCAGGGCGGCGCCGACCUGCGCUACUUGUAAAUAGUGUAACUCUGCACAGCUGAAGGGCACACAGAGCGGGACUGACGGCCAGUACACUGGGAGGUUGUUCUUGUUGUUGUUGUUUUUUUCUUCUUCUUCUGACGGGCACAAAUUGCCACAUCAGCGCUUUCCACCUGAGUUGCCCCCCCCCCUCCCCACCCCCGUGUCUAUUGCUGUAGUCCUGCAUGAUUCGAUUUAACUCUGCUAACCUCACUGUAUGCUAAAAAGAGUCUGUAUACAGACUUUUGUUUAUAUACCAUGUAAACUAACUAAACACCGGACAUUUGGGGGGGUCUGGUCACGGGAUAGGACCAGUGACUGUGUGUGUGUGUGUGUGUGUGUAAACCAGAGGCAAAGCCAUUGAGACGUUAGUAAAUGUCAGGGCUGCGUUUGGGACUUAAAGGGUCAGUACUGAAAUAAAUUAUUUUGAUCGUGCUCUGGCUUCGUGAAAUGACCCUUAAGGGGGGGGGGGGGGGGGGGGGUCAAGAAGUCUGAUUUGCACGUAAUGUCCCUUUUAUUUCUCCUCGAUUGUGUGCGAUCGGCCCCCCUCCAGCACCCGCAUGUCGUUGUUUAACCGUUGACCCCACACAGGAGCAGGUGGUCGCUCUGUUUGGCCACAAGGAGGCGACUCUUAUUUGGUGGAUCUUCUGAAGCCUCGAAGGCUCUUUCGAUCCGAAUGAUCACACAGCGGGAGGUUCGAAGGUGUUCACCUCGUGGCAGUGAAAACCCGUUGUAC